AUGUUCGCUCUCUACUCGCUCCUCGUCCCGGCUCUUCGUCUCGUCAGCUUGGUCAGCUGUACAUCUUACAUUGGAGUCAAAGACCCCCAUUUCGGCACCGACGUCUUCACUGGCAUCCCAUUCGCAAAGCAUCAAACUCGGCUUCAGCCUCCUGUUCCGUUGUCUGGUGAUCAAGGAGUGGUCAUUGCAACCAGUCCGGUUAGCAAGCGAUGUCUCGAGGUUGGUCCUGGUGCCUCUCCAGCUCUUGGGUCGGAAGACUGCUUGACCCUUGAUAUCGUCCGUCCUUCGAACCCUCCAGGUCGAGACACAAGCGGCUUCGACUCGGUCACUAUCACAACCACUGUUAGCAACAUACACAAGACCAAUCUUCUGCCGGUCUACGUCUUCAUUCACGGCGGUGAAUUUAUCAAGGGCGACAAAUCAGAAUACGAUGGCAGAAACCUUGUCAAAACCAGCGUCACUCUUGGACAUCCUAUCAUCUAUGUCGCUAUGAACUAUCGCCUCGGCUUUCUGGGAUUUCCAGCCGGUAAGGAAGCCCAGUCUCAUAAUUCUACGAAUCUUGGACUUCUUGACCAGCGUCAGGCUUUGGUUUGGCUGCAGCAGAACGUUCGCUAUUUCGGCGGAGACCCGAAGAAGGUUACCAUUGGUGGUCAAGGUAGCGGAGCUGACUCGGCAGCUUAUCAUUUGCUUGCCUACGGAGCCAAGUAUGGUGGCCUCUUUCGUGGUGCAAUCCUCCAGAGUGGCUCCGCCACCGGCUCCUCGCCGAUUCCAAGUCCGAAAUACACCGACUACCACUGCGAUGUUGCUACCGCUGAUAGCUGGACCUGUCUUCAAAAUGCCCCAAUCGAUGCACUCGUAAAAGCAUACAGCAAGAUCUUCUCCGAUACAAGAUUAGGUAGCUUGGCUCCUGUAUUCUCUCCAGUCAUCGAUGGGAAGUUCUUCACAGACUUCCCGUCUGUAUUGACGGAGCAGGGAAAAUUUGCACGUCUACCACUUCUUUUAGGAACGACAAAAGACGAGUUUAGCAAUUCUGUCCCAGUUGAUCGAGGCUUCGGGUCUGACGCUGCCAUUUUGGGAUAUCUAAAUUCAAGAUUCCCCUAUGUCAGCGAUAGCACGCUUCGCUGGCUCUUGACAUAUUACCCAGUCUUCAAUUUCAAAAAUACUGGACCUCCACUUUCGGGCUCUCAGUGGACCCGGGCCAUUGCUAUGGUGAACGACCUACUGUCCUUUUGCCCAACGACCGAGCAAGGUAUUCAGGUCUCAAGAGUUGCAGAUGUCUACAAAUACCGAUGGGAUUCUGUUCUCCAAUCAGCUCCAGUUCGCCAAUGGGAAGGUGUACCUCGCGGCAGUGACCUCCACUUUGUGUUCCCUCUUGGAGGUGACAUGGCCAAACAGACUCCAGCAGACCUUGCUCUGAUUUCCGCAUUCCAACGCGGACUGAUCAGCUUCGUCAAUAGCCUCGACCCACGCUCUAUUAGAGCUGCAGACGCUGAUUUUGAUAUAAUUUGGUCCAAGAUUAACGCCGAUAUUGACUUUGUUAAUCACACUGUUUGCAGCUUCGUCAAGGCUAAGAAUGCAGAGUUCAUGCGCUGA
Molecule: messenger RNA, 1593 nt
Organism: Drepanopeziza brunnea f. sp. 'multigermtubi' MB_m1
Lineage: Eukaryota; Fungi; Ascomycota; Leotiomycetes; Helotiales; Drepanopezizaceae
Source: RefSeq, a predicted model, not a curated record